CCUCUAUUUAUAUUUUUGCUCAAAAAAAAGAGAAAGAAAAUAUCCUUUGCUUUCUUCGAUUACUUCCGAACUUUACACUGCAAAGCGUCCGCUCUCUUUCUCUCUCACCUUUCAAAGCUUCUUAGCUUAUUUGCUCUACACCUAGAACUCUGAAUUGCCUUGCAAGCUUGUUUAAAUAGAUACAUAAGAUGCCAAGACCAAAGGCAAAUACUGCUGCUGAGUCAGUGGAAUCUGAAGGACCAAGUGAGCCUGAACAGGCUGUUGAGUCUGACGAGAGGGUUGAUCUUGAUGAAGACAACGAUCCUGAGGAGACCAUGGAGGAAGAGGUGGAGUAUGAAGAAGUGGAGGUAGAAGAAGAAGAGGAAGAAAUAGAAGAGGAGGUGGAAGAAGAGGUUGAAGAAGAAGAUCAAGAUAAUGAAAAUGCCAAUGGGGCUGAUGCUGAUGAGACAAAACUUGAAGAUGGGGACGAAAAGAAGAAACAUGCUGAGCUUCUUGAUCGUCCUCCUCAUGGUUCUGAAGUAUAUAUUGGAGGCAUUCCACAUGAUGUUUCUCCGGAGGAUUUGAAAGACUUUUGUGAAUCUGUUGGAGAAGUUACUGAGGUUCGGAUAAUGAAAGGUAAAGAUUCAAGUGAAAACAAGGGCUUUGCAUUUGUGACCUUUAGAAGCGUAGAGUUGGCCUCUAAAGCCAUUGAUGAGCUAAACAAUGCUGAAUUUAAGGGUAGAAAAAUUAAAUGUUCUACAUCCCAAUCAAAGCAUCGAUUGUUUAUUGGUAAUAUUCCUAGAAGCUGGGGAGAGGAAGACCUGAGGAAGGUUGUGUCAGAGGUUGGGCCUGGAGUUACUGGUUUGGAAUUGGUGAAGGAUAUGAAGAACUCAAGUAAUAACAGGGGCUUUGCCUUUGUUGAGUACUAUAACAAUGCAUGUGCUGAGUAUUCGAGGCAGAAGAUGAUGAACCCAGAAUUCAGGCUGGGUGAUAAUGCUCCAACUGUGAGCUGGGCUGAUCCUAAAAAUGCUGAUUCUUCUGCUGCUUCUCAGGUAAAGGCAGUUUAUGUAAAGAAUUUGCCAAAGGAUGUGACACAAGAUCAGUUAAAGAAGCUAUUUGAACAUCAUGGAAAGAUCACAAAAGUGGUUCUGCCUCCUGCAAAACCUGGACAAGAGAGAAAUAGAAUUGGUUUUGUUCAUUUUGCAGAGAGAUCUUGUGCCAUGAAAGCGCUGAAAAACACAGAAAAAUACGAAUUGGAUGGGCAAGUUGUGGAAUGUUCUCUUGCAAAACCACAAGCAGAUCAAAAGACUGCUGGGAGUUCAAGUUCUCAGAAUUCAGGUUUUCUUCCUGGUUAUCCACCUCAUGUUGGCUAUGGUCUGGUUGGGGGUGCCUAUGGUGCUCUAAGUCCAGGAUAUGGUGUUGCAGGCCUUGCACAGCCCUUAAUCUAUGGUAGGGGACCAACCCCUACUGGCAUGUCAAUGAUGCCAAUGCUUCUACCUGAUGGACGGAUUGGAUAUGUUCUGCAACAACCAGGAACUCAACCUCAAAGCCCACCUGUACAUCAGAGAAGUAGUAGGGGUGGUGGCAAGAGUGGUGGCAGCUCAAGCAGGGGAAAACACAGCAAUGAUAGUAGGCGGUAUCGCCCCUAUUGAUUGCUCAUAUUAGAUGAUUAUAGUUGUGGAUGGAGAGUGUACUCAAUCAUUCCCUUGCACUCUCCUCAAAAGUGUUCAUUUUUAAGUUAUAACCAAACUGCCUGGUUUAUUGUGUGUGAUUGGGAAUUGCUGUACGUAAUGGUUGUCUAUGGAAUCAGCUAGUUCAUUUGUUGAUGUGCUUAUUUAUGUUGCAGCGGUCAUCUUAAUAUAAUAAUGUGCCUGUGUUUAUUGAAA
Theobroma cacao (cacao) is the source of this 1865-nucleotide messenger RNA. Its product is annotated as heterogeneous nuclear ribonucleoprotein Q-like. Gene Ontology annotation, molecular function: RNA binding. Lineage: Eukaryota; Viridiplantae; Streptophyta; Magnoliopsida; Malvales; Malvaceae. The record is from RefSeq and is a predicted model, not a curated record.